This is a messenger RNA of Folsomia candida, 1120 nucleotides long. RefSeq lists its product as uncharacterized. NCBI's taxonomy places the organism in Eukaryota, Metazoa, Arthropoda, Collembola, Entomobryomorpha, Isotomidae. Bases 83 to 1090 code for a protein of 335 amino acids. The transcript has 7 exons. The record is from RefSeq and is a predicted model, not a curated record.
CUGCCCCAUUGUGAUUUUGCCCACUGUACAAAUUACAUACUCUUAGAACUAAAUACUUACUAGGAUAUUUGUAAGCAGAAAAAUGUACGUUAAGCCAUUACUUUUUGUACAUCUUGCCCUACAACUUGUACCUAUACACUUGAACAAUGCUAUUGACCAAUUAUCUGGAGACCAAUUUAUGGUCCCAACCCAGACGGAGAUUCCGGACGGAUUUUUGUACCUCGGACAAUUCGGAACCAAGGCGUAUUACUAUGGAAAAAGAAUUUGCCUAAGGCAAAACCAAGCUAGAGAAAAAUGCGCCGAACUUGGCAUGAAACUUGCCCGAAUCGACGGCACGGAGGAGAUUAACUGGAUUAACGAUAGGAUUAAUACGCCCUCAACUAAUUGCGAUAACCCCUGGACGGACGGUGAGCUUAUCACAGAUACGGAUUCUUUCGAGUGGCGCACCAACCGCACUUCGCUAUCCACUGACCUGCACAUCGAUUCUGACGACAAUUGUUGCGUUUGGGUGGAUUUAAUAGGACGCCGUUUGCGCGCCAUUUAUAGGAAUGCCGUUGCUUCACCGUUAUGUUAUUUAGAGACACGUGGUGACGUUACUCGUCCACAAAAUAAUAAUAUACCCGGGUUGUCUAAAAAUUCCCGGGAGGAUUUUUUCCAAAAUGGGAAGGUCCUCAUUCCUGAGAGUCAAGGUCAAAGCGUGCAUGCUGAACUUAAUUACGUGGGGACGUAUCACGGCAAAGAGUUCUACUUUGGGACGGGAUACAGGAACCAAGGGGGUACUCAAUUUCUUGGACGAGUUAAGUGUGCCGAGGCUGGCAUGAAUUUUGCAAAGAUUGACUCGCCCGAGGAGAUUGCCUGGCUGAGUUGGUUGCUCCCACCUACGAACUACUGGACGGACGGUGUGCAGAAAUCAAGCCCCUUAAGGUAUCACUGGGCUACAGAUCAAAGUCCGCUAAACAGUGAACUUAAUGUCACAAGUGUCGCCCUUGGUUUAGCCUUGAACACAUUUGCGAAGCUCGUCACAUAUGACCAAAAUGACACACAACGUCUAAUCUGGUAUUUGUGCUAUCAGUAUCGGUUGAAGAAAUGAUUUAAUGAAUAAAUUUGAACUUUAACUUGA